UGAAUUUAUUUGCAACAGCCAAUAAAAGUUUCUUUAAUCGCAAGUUUCAAGCGUUGUGUCCAGCCACCUGAUACUCCAACUAUUUUUACCCACACACACACACACACACACACACACACACACACACACAGACAUACACACUGGGAGCCUUGGACCAUUUAUUUGAACCGCUGGACUUGCCAUUUUAGUUACUUUUGGGGGCUGCUGGAAAUUAAUUCAUCCAAAAUUGUAACUAAAAUUAUUAGUUUUGCGUUAGAUAGCAAUGCUCAUUUACCUUCACUUGAGUACCCAAACGAGACACCAAAACGCCAAUUCGAGAUGAUCAAAGGUUUGGGCGGGCAUUUACCGCAAUUUCAGCCUGGCGAGCAGCCCGAUGAACACCAACUGCUGCACCGGGCUGCGGGCAUUGGUGGUCAUUUGGGCGGGAUGCCAAGUUGCCAAGCAUUUGGUUAAUGUGAUAUGAUUAACGUAAACCAUCGAUUGGUUGGCUCAUGGUUUCGUUGGUGCAGUGCGUCUGCAUGAUUCGUUUGGGCACUUUGGGUUGUAGGAGUGGUCAUGGCUAUUCCUGAACUAUGGUUUUUAGUAGAUCCGCCGGCACACGUGCUGCGAUAUAAAGCCUACCGCCCACGCCGUUAGUAGAUCCUUUGAAUGGCAUGUAAGACAUUUCCAAGAUUGGUAUAUGCAAAGGGGCUAAACAAUUGUUGUUGUUGUGGUUGCCUUUGCCCUUAUAGCUUAAGCCAGGAGCGUGCGACUCAAAUAACCAAUCCGAAUGCCGCUUCCACGAUUCCUCAAGCUGCGCCGUUCGUAGCAACACCGCCGGCACCGCAACCGGCCAAGCCACAGCCGGUCAAGCUGCAGACGGUCAAGCCGCAGCCGGUGGAAAAUCAUGAAGCGCUGCCCAUGCCGAUUUUCAUCAAGGAUGAACCGAUUACGCCCGCUGGCGAUGACAUGGAGGAAACCGACACUGGCACCAAUAAUGGCAGCAUGGACUUUGCCAGCGUCUUGGAUUCGGAAAAUGGUGGAAAAAUACCAUUUAAGAAGAUCUUUCAGAAGCGCAAGAAGUCAUCGGAACGCACACGUGACAAGAAAUUGCGCCAGAAUCGGCAGCUACGCAAAUCAAUGUUGCCGAAGAACGCUCUGAUGGCCCUCAACGAGGUGAAGGGCAUUAACAUCAGUGAUUUUACGAUUAAUAGCAAUCCGGAUGGCGGCUUUACAGCUAUUGUGACCGUAAAUACCAGGCAGUACGAGGGCAAGGGGCAGUCGAAGAUGGCCGCCAAGAAUUUGGCCUGUGAGAAGGCUUUGCGCGAUUACAUCAUAGCCAAAAUGACGCCAAAGCCGAAGAAAGCGCCAAAGCCAGCUAACGAUAGCGAGUCCGAGGCGAUGGAGACGAACGAUACAGAGAAUACAGAAAAUCCGCCGGAGGAUGAUGUGCCCAUGCUGAACUUGGCCUCGUUUGCCAUUUACAAGCUGUUUGCCGAAUGGGAGCGAGAGGGUUAUGUUGUCCCCGAAAUGCAUCCAUCAGCUGCAAAUGCAUCUGCACAGCAAGGUGAUCCCAAUUCGCCAGCUUCGUCUGUUAUUGUCACACCAAAGGAGCCAAAGAAGCCGCCCGUACGCACCGAGCUGCCGGUCAACUGGGCUACCAUGCAUCCAGCCACAUUGUUGUGCGUCAUGCGUCCAGGACUUUCGUAUAUUGACCAUGGCUGCACCGGAGAGAAGCCGAAUGUUUUGCAGCGUUUGGGCGUCAUUGUGGACAAUCAGGAGUUCACCGCCACUGGACGUUCCAAAAAGAUAGCACGUCGCAAUGUGGCUGUCAAUGUUUGCAACAGUUUGUUUAACACCAAUUUCAUAUAUGAGGAGUAUUAGACGGGCCGCAAUCUCAGCUGAAUCUAUGAAAAUCCAACAAUUUAUCUCGACUUUUUAAUUUUUUAAAUGUGCUUCUACAACUUGACACCUACAUAAACCUACCACACUCCGGGACUACAGUAAAUUCGUGACCAUAAAUAUGUA
Molecule: messenger RNA, 2007 nt
Organism: Drosophila novamexicana
Lineage: Eukaryota; Metazoa; Arthropoda; Insecta; Diptera; Drosophilidae
Gene: DIP1
Product: double-stranded RNA-specific editase 1
Exons: 4
Coding region: 649-1863 (404 amino acids)
Source: RefSeq, a predicted model, not a curated record